Messenger RNA from Homarus americanus (American lobster), 1854 nucleotides. RefSeq lists its product as uncharacterized. NCBI's taxonomy places the organism in Eukaryota, Metazoa, Arthropoda, Malacostraca, Decapoda, Nephropidae. The record is from RefSeq and is a predicted model, not a curated record. The transcript has 11 exons. Gene Ontology annotation, cellular component: membrane. Gene Ontology annotation, molecular function: ligand-gated monoatomic ion channel activity. Bases 1 to 1854 code for a protein of 617 amino acids.
AUGAAUAAUGGUAAUGUGUUACAACACUUUCGUGUCCAUGAAGAUCAAGCAGGUAAGAAGGUCCAGAGGAACAGGCCCGUUUUGACAGAGGUCACUACAAUGACUGCGUAUCUCAGUUUGGUGCUUGUCAUGGCUGGUAUCCUGCAGAACACUGUCAUCUCCAUCCUUCUACCCACAGAUGGACAUAAUGCAUUGAAAAAGAUGGAACAUGCAAUUGGUGACGUACUAAAUGCUAGCUAUCAGGCUGAUAGGACUAUUAUAUAUAUCGCAGAUGACACCUUCAUGUCCAACAGUAUCUUGCAGAAUAGCAGUGUAUUGUUCGGCCCGUGGAGUAUUGGGGUAGUGAAGGUGUCUGUCACCGACUUUCACACAAACAAGACUGAAGCUUUUCUCUCCCUUCUCCUCGCUAAGGCUCGCCGGCUGAGGCAGAUGGCUCGGAAUGUGACAGUGGUGACGAUCAGUGAAGAUCCAAACUUCCUCGCUGCUUUUGGGGAGAUGUCUCUCAAACAACGUCUCUUUGUGUGGGCUACUAGGCUGCUCAUUGUCACCCAGCUUCCUCUCCCAGAUUUACGACGUCUUCUCAGCUCACACUGGACUUUUACCAUGAUGAAUACUUUGUUUAUGAAUUUUGAGGAAGUUAAUGGUCUAACAAGAGGCGGUCUUUAUGCCCAUUUACCUUACAGCCUACAAGGAGCUCAGGUGCUUCGCAUUGCCACCUGGACACAAGAGCAAGGUGUUACUUUCAUUACGAAUUUGCCACUGUUCUCUGAAAAGUUUUCCAAUUUCUACGGGAUGAAGGUGAACGUCACAGCACUGCCGUUCCCACCUUACUGGAACGUGGUGGAGGAGACAGAUGACGCUGGAACUAUAAUACCGCGAUACUCCGGCACCGAUUACCUUAUGUUGGAAACCACAGCACAAACCCUCAACUUUACCACCAAUGUUCUCCCUACAUCCAACUGGGAAGAAGUGACGAAACGUGUAGAGGAAAGAACUUCGUUCAUAGCUACUGUGAUAUAUGCCGUGUUCCCCCAGCGUCUCCAAUACUAUGACUAUUCCUUCAUGUUUGAGUACGCCUUCCAUGCCUUCAGUAUGGCUAAGCCUGCUCUUAAACCCGGUUGGCAAAGUCUCUACUAUCCUCUCACUAACGAAGUCUGGGCAUCCAUCCUUGCAGUGCUCUUGGUAGUGCCGCUGCCCCUACUCUUGAUAGACCUACUGAAGAAUAAAGCACAGAACACUGAUCAUCUACAAACAGGUUCUAUAAUUCUGGAGGUAUUUGGGAUGCUGCUGGGCCAGGAACUUUCUAAGAAACUAUCCAGUGAUAUGUCCAGUCGACUGCUCGUAUCAGCAUGGAUUGUUUUUGCCUUCAUUGUAGGCACGGCUUACCGUGGCAACCUCACCGCCUCCCUCACCGCCCCGAAGUACCCUGCACGCGUCGAGACACUGGAACAGCUCGUCAGUUCCGGGGCCAGCUACAGGAGGGAAAUGAAGAAAGUUCUACGUCGUGAAAAGUCUGGCGCAGGCACCGACAACUUCUGCCAACCGUCUCUAUGGUUUUACAAUGAUCUACAUUUCCUGCGAUAUCAAGAAAUCCAGGAAGAAGGAGUGUCUAUCAUGGAUAGCAAUGAAGAUGGAAAUGAAAAAUCAAUGGAUAAGUUUUUAGGAUGCAGUCAUCCGAGUCGAACUGAUGAUGCAAUAGAUGUUCUGGCAAAAACUUGGGCUGCAGAAUUCAGAAAAUUACGUGAGCAGCAGCAAAUUUAUGCUAGAAAGGCAUUAAACGGCUUUCUCUUUGAAGGUCGUUUAGGGAUUAUACACAGACACUCGGUGAAAAUAAGUGAACCAAACAUUAUAUAA